Molecule: messenger RNA, 2063 nt
Organism: Diachasma alloeum
Lineage: Eukaryota; Metazoa; Arthropoda; Insecta; Hymenoptera; Braconidae
Gene: Indy
Product: protein I'm not dead yet
Exons: 10
Coding region: 257-1972 (571 amino acids)
Biological process (GO): citrate transport; monoatomic anion transmembrane transport
Cellular component (GO): membrane
Molecular function (GO): succinate transmembrane transporter activity; citrate transmembrane transporter activity
Source: RefSeq, a predicted model, not a curated record
UGCUCGACGUUUGAUCUCUUUUGACCCUAUCUCUCAUGUUAUACGUCACUAUUUGCUCACGGAUAAAUUUGAAUCCGAAAAAAUAGACCUUUCGCGCAAAAAUUAAUAGCGUUCUUAAAUCUGUCAUCUAAGUUCAUACAUUAUUCUGUGAUUUGUGAAUUUAUCCCAAUUUCAAGAAUUUAAUUGAAGUUUUCUUUUGGUGAGUUGAGUUGUAACGACGAAAAUUCAGCAACGUGUGAAUACCCAGUCCAGCAGAAUGGUUACCAAAGAGGACAUCAGUAUUAAAAUAGACGGAGAUACUAAAGUAUCGUUGAGAAAAGAUGUCAAUUAUAUAGUCCUUCUUGGUAGAUUUAUGUGCAUUUAUUGGAGGACUCUCAUAUUAUUAUUAUGGCCAAUUGUACUUCUUCCACUGGUGAUUGUCAAUAACGGAGAGAUGUACAGAUGCCUGUAUGUUGUUACCUUGAUGGCUAUGUUCUGGGUAACAGAAGUUCUUCCAUUACCAAUUACCGGCAUGAUUCCAGUAGUGCUUUACCCAUUAAUGGGCAUUCUGAGUACAUCGAAGACGGCAGAUUGUUAUAUGAAUGACACAACAAUGAUGUUUCUCGGCAGCCUUGUUAUCGCAGUAGUUAUCGAAAAUUCAGGACUUCACAUGCGGGUGGCAUUGUUAAUCAUCAGGACUAUCGGCUGUAGUCACAGAAAAUUGAGUUUGGGACUUUUCUGUGUAACUAUGUUCAUCUCCAUGUGGAUCUCAAAUACAGCUGCGACUGCUAUGAUGAUGCCUAUCAUGGAGACAGUUCUAGUCGAACUUGAAACGCAAGGGCUCGGAAACAUGUUCGAAGAGGACAACCUUGUAGAAGGAGAGAGUGUAGAGAGACCGAAGCGACCAACACAUACAACCAUGGUUUAUUACUUGUCAGCUGCUUACGCCUCCAGUAUAGGCGGGAUAGGCACACUCGUUGGGAGUGGGACAAACUUGACCCUUAAGGGAAUUUAUGAAGAGCGUUUUGAAGACAGCCCAGGUAUAAAUUUCGCUUCUUGGAUGUUGUAUGCGGUGCCAGCGAUGCUCAUAAUGGGUCUUCUUACAUGGCUAUGGCUACAGAUAAUGUAUAUGGGGCUCUUCAGACCCAGUAGUAAAGACGCAAUGGCCAUAAACAUAGGAGUUCAGGGUGAAAAAGUUGCUGCUUCGGUCAUUGAUAAGAGAUAUAAAGAACUAGGACCAAUAACGUGGUUCGAAUCAAUUGUGGGUUUUCUAUUCGUUGCUGUGGUGCUUCUGUGGUUUUUUAGAAAACCAGGAUUUAUCAGAGGGUGGCCAUCGUACAUUACAAAUUUACCAGUAAAAGACUCAACAGCUGCAAUUGGCCUCACAAUUCUUCUCUUCAUCAUUCCUUCAAAAUUGGAUUUUUUACACGCUUUUGACAGAGAUCCCAAUAAACGGCCGACAAAACCGACACCUGCUUUAAUGACGUGGAAAACAAUACACGAAAAAAUGCAUUGGAGUCUCUUGUUUGUGCUUGGUGGUGGUUUUGCUAUUGCCACUGGAAGCACUGAGUCGGGAUUAUCAACAAUGCUUGGUGAAUCUCUCUCUGGACUCAAAGGACUUAAUGAAAUUAUGAUACUCUUGAUUGUGUGUACAUUCGCAGAAACGGUAACAGAACUUACAGCUAAUGUCGCUGUUGCAAACAUUAUACUACCAGUGCUAGCGGAGAUGUGCGUCGCAAUUCGAAUUCAUCCCUUGAAAUUAAUGCUACCAGCCGCUCUCUGCUGUUCAUUCUCAUUUCAUCUUCCCGUUGGAACACCACCAAAUGCCAUCGCUAGUGCGGCAAGUCGCAUUAAAGCAAAAGACUUCAUCAUCGCAGGCAUCGGACCAAGCCUUUCUACUCUUCUCGUUACUCUCUUAACUUUCAGCACCUGGGGAGCCUAUGUAUUUAAUCUUCACGAAUUUCCAGAAUGGGCGCAUUCAAAAUCGCAAUAGAAAUUGUAAUAAAAAUUCAUAAUUAGAAUUUGACAUGUUUACGCACAUUUGUAUCCAUAAAUUGGCAAACUUGUAUUUUUAUCAAACAAAA